AUGAGGAUGACGAAGGGGAAUGAGGGGGAGGAGGAAGGCCGAAGCCCUGGCGGCGAAAGCCUGCCGAGCCGCGGCGCCACCGCGCGCCAAAUGGCCGCGGAGCCGGACACGGCGCCCGUCACGAGGCCGUGUCGGAUCCGACCAACGCCAAACUCGACGGUCGCAAGAAGUGCUUGGAGCUGGCCCGUUCCUCUUUCACGGCCGAGCGCCAGUUGGACAAUGCGUCGCGGGUCCACCUCGGCAAAGAGCUGCUUGAGGAAUAAGCCCAAGCCGGAGGCGGCCGACGAGACGCGCGUGGAUGCCCAGGGCAACAUCAUCACGAAGGGUGGAAAGUACGUCAUCUCUUUCCGAGAUCUUGAGACCGAGAAGCCAGUGCAGGACGUCAAGGAGGUCACCGCCUACAAAAAUACUCAGCAAAAUGACUACGAUGGACGGGGCGAACACCAGCGGUGCGUCUGCUCAGUCAUGUGA
Molecule: messenger RNA, 471 nt
Organism: Prorocentrum cordatum
Lineage: Eukaryota; Dinophyceae; Prorocentrales; Prorocentraceae
Source: the annotation of a GenBank genome assembly